AGGCACGCCAGGAGGUGCAUUGCCCGCUAAGGGCGGGACACGCGGGGCACACCGGGAGGAGUGGCGGGAGCGCUGAGGGCGGGAGACCUCGGGCUGGUCCCGGGGCCGAUCCCGGUGCCGCUGUCGCCGGUCGCGAUGCUCCGUCGGAAGCCGACGCGGCUGGAGCCGAAGCUGGACGACGUCGAGGAGUUCGAGAGCGUGCGGAAGGAGCUGGAGGGCCGCAGGAAGCAGCGCGACGAGGCGGAGGCGGCGGCGGGCGGGGAGGAGGCGGCGGCGCUCGCGCUGGGCACGGAGCACAAGAGCCGCGAGCAGCUCAUCAGUGAGCGCAUCGGGUACAAACCGCAGCCCAAGGCCGGCGGGCGGACCGCGCACUUCGGCACCUUCGAGUUCUGAGCGCGGCGCCGGGGCCGCAGCGCCGCCCGGAGGGGCCUCGCCCUCCCCCCUCGGCGCUCUCCCUUUUCGGUUGCCUUAGUUUUUUAAGUUCGGUUAACACACCCAUGAACGCUCCUCUUGGCCCAGUGUUUUGUUUUAAAUAAACACGUCUUUAAAAAAAAAAAAACAAAAAAACAAAACAUCAUAACAAGCACACGAUUGUUAAAUCGUGUUAAUUGUUAAGCAUUGCUGGAAAUGGGAACACCUGGAGUUCCUCCUUCCACCUCUGUGUCACCUCAGCUGCCCUGGUUUGUCACCCUGGGAAUGGAGCCCCAGGGACUGUUACUGCUUGCAUCAAAGAUCACCAAGUAUUUCCUUAUGGAUGAAAAGCCCAAAGGAAGAGUGAUUUUUUCAGCACAUCCCUGGAUUUACCCCCAUCAAUGCCUGGGCUCUGGAAGGUGAGACUGGGGGCAGAGCCCCACAGAGGAGGGGACAGACUCUGACACAGAGUGAGAGGACUUGAAG
This is a messenger RNA of Lepidothrix coronata (blue-crowned manakin), 897 nucleotides long. It is a transcript of the gene CDC26, whose product is annotated as cell division cycle 26. The transcript has 3 exons. Gene Ontology annotation, biological process: anaphase-promoting complex-dependent catabolic process; protein K11-linked ubiquitination; regulation of mitotic cell cycle. NCBI's taxonomy places the organism in Eukaryota, Metazoa, Chordata, Aves, Passeriformes, Pipridae. Gene Ontology annotation, cellular component: anaphase-promoting complex. The record is from RefSeq and is a predicted model, not a curated record. Bases 136 to 393 code for a protein of 85 amino acids.